Molecule: messenger RNA, 4475 nt
Organism: Carlito syrichta (Philippine tarsier)
Lineage: Eukaryota; Metazoa; Chordata; Mammalia; Primates; Tarsiidae
Gene: FYB2
Product: FYN binding protein 2
Exons: 20
Biological process (GO): T cell receptor signaling pathway; integrin-mediated signaling pathway; protein localization to plasma membrane
Cellular component (GO): plasma membrane
Molecular function (GO): protein binding
Source: RefSeq, a predicted model, not a curated record
AUGCUUUAGGAAGGGGUAAGAAACUUCAAGGAACUUCGAAUCAAAUUUCAAAAUCUUGAUGCUUCACCUCUUCCAGGACCUGUUAAAUUGUCGGCAGGUAUUUCCCAGAAGGGUGAUAUUGGAAGUACACCAUCAACCCAGAUUUUGGCCAGUGGGAAACCUCUCUCAUCCAGCCACAAGCAGCCCCCACAACAUUGUUCCAGUGGUAAAUCCCAGCCUCUUAAACUCCAGAAAAUGAAGUUGGCCCAAAGGAGUGAAAUUCAGGAAACUUCUACUUCCCUGGGGCCUCUGGGAAAGUCUGUUGUGUGUUCUACAGUAUAUUCACAGAAGGCUUCUCUGCUGUUAGAUGGUACUCGAUCAAAAGCUGAGAUAACCAAUAAGGAGAAAGUAAUGGUGGCCAGCAGCUUCAGAAACAAGCUCUGGAACUGGGAGAAGGUUUCAUCUCAGAAAAGUGAAAUGUCAUCAGCCCUUCCCCUUGCCAUUUGUGGAAGAAAGACCCUUCAUCUGGAAGGGCAAAAAGAUACAGGGCUAACUUCAGAGGAGCCAAGGAAAAUGCUGGAAACAAAAGGAGCCCAGACCCUUUCUUCCCAGAGGUAUUUGAUGGCCCAAAGAAAAGUACUUGCUGCCUCUGAAAAGUCCUCUUUUCUAAAUUGUCAACAUGGCAGGAAGAGCCAGGAAAACCCCAGUACUGAGAGGAGCCCAGCAGGCAGUACCUGCCAGCCUCUCUAUGAGUGUGAGCUUCCUAGCCAGGUCCCAGAAAAACAGCCAGAUGUCAGGCAUCACCACCCUCCCCAAACGAAGCCACUGCCUUCCCUGGACACCCUGGGUCCUCCUCCCUUUAAGCCUGCAAAGCCCCCCAUCGUGAAUCUCCAGGCCUUCCAGAGGCAGCCAGCCACCAUUCCCAAGACCCAAAGGGAAGUCGUGAUUGAGAAAGGAACCAAUCACAAGUUGCAGACUGGGAGGUUAUUUUUUGCUGAAUUUGAAGAACCGCAUAAUUAUGAGGCAACAAUUUCAUAUCGGAGGCACUCUGGCAACUCCAUUAACCUGUGCACUGCAAAAGAAAUUGCUGAUUCAACUUAUGACGUCAGAAUUGAAGAACUUCAAAAGCCUUUAAGGAGUUUCUGUUAUCCAUAUCCUGGUGCAAGCCAUGAAGGCAAAAGAAUGAAGGAAAAAGAGUCAUGUGAAUUGGGACCUCAAAAAACAGAAAAGGAUCCACAUUCAAACCAUCCUUUCAAGGUAGAUGCCUGUAAAAGGACACCUGGAGAAAUCAAGAUGACCCAAGUUCACAGAGGCAGCAGGAGCAUGCUGGCUGAGAAGCAGGAUACCAUGGUUGACAUCAUCCAGAUGAAGGCGUGCUCUGAGGGCCUAAAGAUGAACAGGCACUCCCAAGGCCAUUGUGAGUAUGUGAAAGCUUUAGACACAGUUAAAGAAACCCAAGAACCAAGUUGCAUCUCAGAGGAGAAUUAUGAUGAUGUUGAGUACCCCAGAAAAGAGGUACGGAAGUUGGACUUCCCUAAUUCAUUUGCCUCAGAUAGAGAAAAAAAUAGUGAUGAAAUAUAUGAAGAUGUCUAUAAAACAAAGCGCAACUACCCCAAAAUAGAAUUAGAUGGAAAAGAAGCACUGAAAAAACUGCAGCAAUUUUUCAAGAAAGAAAAUAAUAUAUUUAAAAUGAAGAAAACCAAGUCAAAAGAAAACAUAAGUGCAUUUUCCACUUCUCUGCCUAAUUUAGAAUUUAGGUCUCAAGAAGUUAUUAUCUAUGAUGAUGUGGACCUGAGUGAAAAAGAGUCAAAAGAGAAAGAUAAACUGAGAACAUGGAAGCCCAAGUUUUUGAUACCAAAGGAAAAAAAAGAGAGAAAAGGUACUGAAGAACCAGAAAGUUUAUCUACUAGAAAUUUCUUCAGAACCAAGAAGCAAAACUUAGAAAAGAACAGAAUGGAAAGAGAAGAAAAACUUUUUAGAGAAAGAUUUAAGUAUGACAAAGAGAUUACUGUCAUCAACACAGCAGUGGCGUGUUCUAAUAAUUCAAGAAAUGGAAUAUGUGAUUUGCCAAUAACCCCUGGAGAAGAACUGGAAGUCAUUGAUACCACUAAACAAAAUCUAGUGAUAUGUCGCAACUCUGAAGGCAAAUAUGGAUACGUGCUCAUUGAACAUCUAGAUUUCAAGCAUCAAAGUUGGUCAUCUUAGGAGGACCAAGGUCAAAUGUUAUGGGCUGCACCGAACAAGUCCUAAGACGUUAUUCCUGCCUCACAUCAAUUUCAGUUUACAUGUCAAAAUGAGAUGGUGGGAUCUGCAAAAACUUUCUUUCAGAAUUUAAAAAAGAAAAACAAAAACAAAUCCUCAACAUUUAGAUGUUGGUUUUAACUCCUAAAAGGUUAUCUUUCAAUGUCUAUUUCAGUAUCUACUUCACUGCCAGUUCAAGAGAACGUGAAACUGUGUGUGUUAGCAUUUGAGCACUUGUUUAAUGAGCCAUAUCCAAAGUUAGAAAUCAUGCCUUAUGGCACCUAGUCAGUUGCGCAGAUGGUUAGUUUGAUUCUAAUAUUAGUACAAGAGCGUUUGUAAUUUCAAGAUAUUGUGCAUUCAAAUUUGGUAUAAUUUAAUUUUGAACAGUAAUUAGUGUAACCAAAGUUUUUUUAAAUACUCAAAUUUAAAGGAUAAUAUUAAAGUAAUUGUGGCUCAGUCUUUUUUUAAAAAAUCAAGGUAUUUAAAAGGCAUUUAAAAGCUGAGCUUUAACUAAAACUUAUUCUAUUUUCUAAAUGAUGUACAGUGCAUGUCAAUGAGAUAAAUAAAUUCUACAUAUGGAUUCAACUGUUUUAAAAUCUUUUAAGUGGCUUUUUCAGCACUGAAAAGCUAAAGAAUUUUGCUCAGUUCUUUAAGCAGGGUGAUUGUGGCCUGGUAGGGUGUGAUAGAAUUUGUUUCCAUGGCCUCAUCCUUUAUACUUUUAGACUAUUUUUUAAGCUUCUAGGUUCUUUUAUCUUCUUUUUCCCCAAAUUCCAAGUAGCAUUUGCUAAUAAAUUAGACCAAACACAUUCUAAAAAAGAAGAACCAAAGGUAUUCAUAGAGUUCAGAGUUUAGAGAAGGAAAUAUGUAAAGAGAUUAUUACAAAUAAUAUAGUAAAAUACACAUGAUAUGAAUGGAAUGGCUAGAGGAUUAAGACAGAUUUACAGGAAGGUGACACUGAAGCCUGGUCGUAGACAAGGCACAGAAAUGAAAAAUUCACGCUCUGAUGACCAUAAAGAAAUUCAAAGUAAAUGAAGUGUACUAUAUCUGGUGGGAAAUGGCAGGCUCGGUCUAGAAAGGGCUAAGUUGGAACUAGAAUGUGAGAAAGUUCAUUUGUACUUUUAUCUCUAGAGAGUAAGAAGCCAUUCAAGGUUUAGGCAGAAAGGAAAUGCCUGACGUCUGGUGUGGAGGGGGUGGUCAGGCAAUCACAGCAAUGUGGAUAACAGAGAAAAAAGAAACUUUUACAAUAUUCUAGGCAAAAGGACAUUAGACCUUAAUUGAAGACAGCAGCAAUAAAAAUGUAUGGUACAGGAGUCCCUUUAGUGGUAUUACAGAGGUAAAGAGAAUGUCUUAGUGACUAAUCAGAUACAGAGGUGAGAGAGGAGAAUUAGGGACUGGCUCUGAGACUUCUUUUUUGGGAGGUGAGAUUAAGGCUGGUACCAAAGAUGGAAAAUAUAUUUCUGCUUGAACUAGAGACCAAACUCUGCUUGGAGUUUUCUAAGUUUUCCACCAGUGAGGGACAAUCAGGCAAUUGCAGGCCUCUCCCGCUCCCUAGGCCAAGACCUGCUAUACAGUAGGCAUUGCAGAAGAUGAAGCAAGUACAGCCUGUGGUCAAGGAGAGUAUAUAGCUAUGUUGAGCAGAAACCUUUCAUGCAUUUUGUUCAACAGAGAAUCAUAAACCAUAUGUUACUCUCGCCAUUUCACCAAACCAUGAAGUAUUUUAAAUCUUGGAGUGCCAGUGGACUAAAUUUAAACUGAGAUAGGUUUGUUCCAUUCACUUUCCAGCUCUUCACAUGAUCUUUUGUUCUAAUUCUGUGUCAGCUCUUUGCAUCUCAAUUUCCUCAUUAGAAAACAGGGCUGAUGACACUCAUCUUGCCUAUUUGACAGGGUGGUUGUCAUGUAACAAUAUAAAUAAAAGUAUUCUAAAAUCCUUAAUAUACAAUAUUACAUAAGUGGUACUAUUUUUGUCCCUGGCAUUUUCUGAAGUUGGAAGAUGUUGAAAACAAAAAUACAUUUUAAAAAUUCAAAUCUUAAGACUUGCAAGAAUGGCUAGGAUGAUUUAUUUUGCACAGACACAGUAAAACGUUUGGUGUUAAAAAAAAAUCUAUUAAAUAUAUUUUUAAAGGACAAACUAUAUGGUCUAAUAUCUAGUACCUUUACUCUUCUGAUAUGGUAUAGUUUUUUUAGAAAAAUUAUUGCUUUUCUAUCCAUUCUAUCCACUUACUGUGGUUAUGCUUCUAUUAUCACUAAUAUCAGCC